Coregonus clupeaformis (lake whitefish) is the source of this 1678-nucleotide messenger RNA. RefSeq names its product mitochondrial nicotinamide adenine dinucleotide transporter SLC25A51-like. The transcript has 2 exons. The coding region runs from base 163 to 1134 and encodes 323 amino acids. Lineage: Eukaryota; Metazoa; Chordata; Actinopteri; Salmoniformes; Salmonidae. The record is from RefSeq and is a predicted model, not a curated record.
CAUCUGCGAUCGACAGCAGACGGAACGACCUAGCAAGCCUCAUUUCCGUGGUAAACUACGGUUUCUUCGUGGCAAGGUAAAAGACAGGUGUAAAAUCAUCCUAGAGGUUGUCUCCCCAGCAGUGAUGCUGGUGGCGUAGGGUCAGGGUGCGUCUCAUCUCCCAUGGCUGUUACCAGCAUGGACCCAGAGUCAGCCCGCACGUCACAGCCCCAGGGGUCCCUGGGUAAAGGAGGGGGCUCCCUGCUAUCUGGCAGGGGUUUGGGCUCUGCGCUCGGCCCUCGAGGGAAGCACUACGUGUGUGGCUCCAUAGCUGCCUUCACCAACAUCGUGGUGACCUUCCCCAUCCAGAAGGUUCUGUUCAGGCAGCAGCUUCACGGUGUGCGGGCCAGAGAGGCCGUCAGACAACUCCAGCGGGACGGGGUGAGGAAACUCUACAGGGGGCUGCUCCCUCCUCUCCUCCAGAAGACCACCACUGUAGCCAUAAUGUUCGGCCUGUACGAGGACUUCUCCCGGGUCUUACUGGACCAGGUGCCCACUGGCAGCGGCAUUCCCGAGCUGGUGACGCGGAGCUCCGCGGCGGCGCUGGCAGGUACGGCAGAGGCUGUCUUGACGCCGUUUGAGCGUGUGCAGACUCUCCUCCAGGACCAUCGGCACCACGGCCGCUUCCACAACACGGCCCACACCUUCCGGACGCUCCUAAGCGAGUACGGUGUGAAGGAGUGCUACCGCGGUCUGGUGCCGGUCUUAAUAAGGAACGGGCCCAGUAACGUGUUGUUCUUCGGGCUCCGCGGGCCCAUCAAGGAGCAGCUCCCUGAGUCCUCCAGCCGGGCUGGCAACCUGGUCAAUGACUUUGUGUGUGGAGGGGUGCUGGGGGCGGCGCUGGGGAUCAUGUUCUACCCGCUGAAUGUGGUGAAGUCGCGGGCCCAGUCCCAGGUGGGGGGUGCUUUCCGCCCCUGUGGGGAGGUGUUGAUGACGGUGUGGAGGGAGAGGGGUGGCAGCGUGGCCAUGCUGUUCAGAGGGGCACACCUCAACUACCACCGCUCCCUUCUCUCCUGGGGCAUCAUCAACGCGACAUACGAGCUUCUGCUCAGUGUACUUAAGGGGGAGAUAGAAAGUGAGGGGGAUAGAAAGUGAGGAGGAGAGCGAGAAAAAUACUUGGGAAAGUGUUGUUUGAGGGGGAAGAUGAUCGUAGUUGGUGCUGUCUUUUUGUUUGAAACUCUAAUGUGCCCACUGCCCACCCAAACAGGUCCAGAUAGUGUUUUUUUUUGUGUGUGUUUUUUACAUUUUAGUCAUUUAGCAGACGCUCUUAUCCAGAGCGACUUACAGUUAGUGAGUGCAUAAAUUUUUCAUACUGGCCCCCCGUAUGUAGGGGGUAAGUGUCUAUGGCAGUUUAAUGGGGGUAAGCCUUUGUUAGAGUGACCAAGAGCACCUUUCAAAUAACUAUUCAUUGUGUUGACCAGUGCUUUGAUCUGUGUGCAUUGAUUAUUAGUCCUUUCAACCCCUCUCCUUUCCCUACUCUGGUCCUCUAACUGUGAACUCUGGUAUACUGAUUGUUGUCCAACUAUUUACCAUGUCGGUCAUCUUGGAAUAUGCACUGAUUCGACCCAUAGAGAAUGAUAGAGGCCUCUAGUGGCCAAAAGGCAGUUUUAGCAUGGGCAGCACCAAUGAGGGCUUCCAC